Molecule: messenger RNA, 3598 nt
Organism: Schistosoma intercalatum
Lineage: Eukaryota; Metazoa; Platyhelminthes; Trematoda; Strigeidida; Schistosomatidae
Source: the annotation of a GenBank genome assembly
AUAUAUAUAUAUAUAUAUAUAUACAUAUUCCCUUUACUGUAUUUUAUACAUAGUCCACUUCUACAUAUAAAAAUGAUUGCCAUAUCCUUUGUUAUGUUAUGACGUGUUUGUUGUUAAAUUUACAAGUCUCCAACGUAUUUCGUAUUUAUAUAUUAUUUUCACGUUGUAUCGACGUGAUCAGUCGAUAGAGAACAUAUGACAAGGCCAUUAUCCAUAAAACCUUUAUAAUCGAUUAUCUUAAACCCAGUAAAAAGACGGAAAUAAAGAGGUUCAAAGAUAUAUUUUAUGGCUAGUCAGUGUCGUAAAGUAUGUUAUCUAAACUGACUAGUUAUUGCAAUGGAUGCGUACGAUGGUGAACCCAAUGGUGAUCUUGUGCAGAUACUUGAUUGAGCUCUUUUAGCUAGGUUGUUUCCAUUAAAACUAACGAGGUGAAUGUUGGUGUCAAAUACAUGUAGAACUAUUUGUCGUGGGGAUUUAUCUACCACUACGCGCAAAAAGUUAUGCUCGGUUACCGUGCUGUCUUAACAGUAAUGAGGGACUAUAGUGUUAUCAUUUGGUAAGUACUUUGAUAGUUGUACGUUACUUUACUGUUCAAAACAAAAGAAUGCACUCCACUAAGCUAAAUUGUGUUUUCCCUGCGUAUCAUGUUGAGAGUAUUUGUCUAAGUGUUUAUUUAACGUUCAAACAAAAUUCUUAGCUACACCUAAUUUUGAUCAAUUUGAUCCAUCCAAAUAACUGAGUAUGUGGUUGUGACAAGUUAUUUUGAUAUGCUAACAAGUUGCACCGAUUCAUCAGCUUCCGAAGCCCCAUGCGUGUAAGGUUUUUAUAUUUUGUUCGUCUCUUCGGUUUUUUGGCGGUGCUAACAGCUUUUGUCGUACUGUGGAAAUUGGGGAAUGUCUCAUAUUAUUCGGGAUCUAAAAAGGGUUUCAACCGCAGUCAUGAAUCUGAUUACAACGGAAACGGCUUCAAAAAUGAAUAUGACAGAUUCACUCCUGAAUUUGAAAGAUUAAACUCAGACUCCUUUCGUUCUAUCCGGUGCAUAGUAAAUGAAAAAUUAAUACUUGAGUGCUAUUUGCUGAAAUCACAAGAAGUACUCAUACCAUUUGAAUUAGUCCGUAAUUAUUUUAAGGUUUAUGGUUCCCUUGAUUUAUCGUCUAGCACAUUUUAUUGGAAUCACGCCAAUGUUGACAUCCCAAAACCAUAUUUACAUAAACAUAAUCCUGUUGGUAUAUAUAUGCAAUUUCAUAAAUCCAAUGUAGAAAAACGAGAUAAUGUGAAAUUAAUCGUUGCAGAUGAAGGAGUACCAAUCAGUCAACAAUGGAGUUCUCGCGGUUAUCCAUAUCCAAUUCAAAUAGCACAAUUUGGCUUGAAUCAUUUCAGUCAAUUAGUAAUAUCAUCAGGUCAAGCGAAAUUUGAAAAUGUACGAAAUGUUUUGUUGUUGGACAAUAAAAAUAUGGAGUUAGAUCUUAUUGUUCCCAGUAAUAAUGUAAUUCAUCGUUGGGCUGAUAAAGAGUUUAUACAUAAAUGGAAUGACAGACUUAUGUUAUCAGUUGAUAAACUGAACUCCUAUGGUCAAGUGUUGUCAAUAAUCCCAAAGCUUCAAGAAUGGGAUUAUCUCAUUAUGAGUGGUCGUCAGUGGACAUAUGGAAGCCAUAUUGAAUUAUCACUUUUAUGGUAUCCUCCAGGUGGAAGUUAUAAGAAUUACCCUACAAAAAGUUUAAUUGUAUACAAUUGUUCAUCAUCUCCAAGUAGACAUCAAACCUAUGCCACUAUCAUUCAUAAUAAUAAAGUCACAUAUUGGAUGCCUGAAUGUGAAAAACAAGCCAAGAUAUAUGGAUUUGUUGAUAAUAUCAAGGUAGCACGUGAUCUUUACACUGAUUUAAUGAAAGUAUUCUACGCAAAUCGAAAGUCAUCGGAAUAUACUGGUUUAAGUAGUAUGAAAUUAUUGAAUACUGUUAAUGAUACUAAAAAUCCAUCUCAUGUACAAGUAUUAAAUAUAAACUUCUAUAUUAAUGCCCAAUAUAACACUAAUGAUAUCAUCAUAGAAAAAUUAUACCUUGGUAAAUUAACCAAUUUACAAUUAACAUUUCCAACUGUAAAUGGAAUAAACUUGGCAGAGAAAUUAUUUCAUGAAAUACGUUUUAUAUCUGCUGCUGAUUGGUUUAUUAAGCAUCAAGAUAAAAAGACUGGUGGUUGGUCUGUUAAUGUUCAACGUUCAUUGAAUGGUAGAAAAGCUCUAAAACCUGGAUGGUAUUCUGCUAUGGGUCAAGGUCAAGCAAUUUCGCUUCUAGUUAGAACUUAUAAUUACACUGGGAACCCAUUAUAUUUGGAAGCUUGUCAUCGUGCUUUAGAUUUGUUUAGUGUAAAUAUAAAUCAUGGAGGUAUUCGUUCGUAUUUCCUCAAUCAAUCCGAUUUAGUAUGGUUCGAAGAGUACCCGUUUGAUCCUCCAAUUCAUAUAUUAAAUGGGUUUAUUUAUUCACUCAUAGGUUUAUAUGAUUAUACCAAAUUAUUGGUGAACUCUCCAGAUCCUUUGACUUUAUCCUAUCUUUCGAAAGCUCAAAAUUAUUUAGAUAUAGGAUUAACAAGUUUGUCCAAAUUGCUCCCGCUAUUCGAUUCUGGUAGUGGGAGUUUCUAUGAUCUUCGUCAUCUUUCAACGGCCUAUAAUAAUAAACCGGUAAAACAGGGUCGAUCUAAAUUUUCUAAAAGUUAUUUUCAAUUAUCCACUGGACCCAAUCGAGCUCGUUGGAGUUAUCAUUCUGUGCACAUUAAACAACUUCAAACUUUGGUUGAUUUAGAUCCAAAACAUGCUAUUCAAUGGAAUACUACAGCUAAUCGAUGGAUUGCUUAUCUUCAAGGUUUCAGAUCUCUUCAAAAUUAAUAUGCUUACUUUUACAAUCGAAUUACUUUCAACAUCUUUGUGUUUUAAGUCGGAUUCCAAUCAUUUACACUACUGUUACAUAUAUUCAUAUACCAGCCAGUAAUUUGCAUUUAUUUUGAUAUUAGUCGUUAUACAUUAUAUGUAUACAAUAUCCAAGUGAUUAUUGGGAAUUACAUGUACUUUCGUUUUCUUAUUUAGUAUUCACUUAAAACAAUGCUUAAACUUUUAAGAUUAAGAUAAGAGACACACCCAGUUAUCUACUGGAUAAUUUGUAAGAUUCUUAUUGAUGGAUCACUUCAAUGUUGGUUUACUGUUUUAUAUUUUAUGACUAAAUAAACUUCCAUAGUUUCUUUUGGUGUUUUCUACUUAUGGCUAAUAAUAAUAUUGCAUCGACUUGUCCCCACACGGCUUUUGUAGAUAUGGACGACCUUUUUUAACAGUGAUUCCUCGAUCAAAGAUUUUUCAGUUGAGAAACAUUCAACUUUACGAGAGAUUUUUACAAGUAACUCCUAUUGCUGAAAACAUUGGUUCACUGGUUAUACACGUGUUCAGAUAUUAUCGCUAUUGUAUAUAGACUGGGAAUUCCAAUGUCUUGUUGAACAUAAGUGUUUUUUCGCCAAACAAUAGUGAACUGAGUUGUAACCCUAAUUUGUAGUAAUGUUUAACGAAUUUACAUUUUGUUGUAAACAUGAUGCGUAGUAAACCAUUCAGUUAAUAUUA